CCGAGAGAGGAAGAGGAGUCCCCAGGAACCCGCAGGAGAGUCCAGGACAAGGGAAGCUCGUCCCGCCGAUCCCGCUCCAUCGAUCCGCCCUCUGAUAUCGGCUAUCACCUGCAUCGACCUGCACCCCUGCACCUGCGGCGAGAGACCCCGCACCCCUAGCCGCACCUGCGAGGGACGCUACCUUCCGACUACCCCGAAACAAGAUAAAUAAAAAAUCAAAAUGAAGCUACCCCUGGGUACGGUACUGACGUUGGCUGCAUUCGUCAGCACCGUAAAAGUGGAUGCAUGGGGUGGACUUUUCAACCGCUUCAGUCCAGAGAUGCUGUCGAAUAUGGGGUAUGGAGGCCAUGGCGAUUAUCAAGGCAGGACGUCGUCCUUCCUGCAGCGCCCACUAUCUGGAAGCUAUGGGAACUCCUAUGAAGCUGAGGCGGAAGCUGAAGAGGAGCCUUGUUAUGGGAAGAGGUGUGUCACUAACGAGCACUGCUGUCCCGGGUCUGUCUGCAUCCACGUGGAUGGAGUCGUGGGUUCCUGUUUCUAUGCGUAUGGCCUGAAGCAAGGGGAACUCUGCAGGAGGGACAACGACUGCGAGACGGGCCUGGUGUGCGCCGAUGUCGUUGGUGGAGAAACGCGCUCCUGUCAACCCCCCGUCACCUCCAACAAACAAUACAGUGAGGAGUGCAACAUGUCCGGCGAGUGCGAGAUCGGUCGAGGUCUGUGCUGUCAACUGCAACGACGUCAUCGGCAGACCCCGAGAAAGGUCUGUUCGUACUUCAAGGACCCCCUGGUGUGCAUCGGGCCGGUGGCGAUCGACCAGGUGAAGUCGAUCGUCCAGUACACCUCGGGGGAGAAGCGCAUUACCGGCCAGGGUAACCGCAUCUUCAAGAGGACCCCUUUCGCCUAAGUCCUCCACCCUGAAGAGGUCCUUCUUCGGGGUCGGAGUCACGGAGUCACGUUCCAUUCGGUCGUCACGAGUCCACCUUCGACGUCGAUUAAUUUGCGCCGAUAUAUCUCUACAUUGGUUCCGCUGGUACACGUUAUAACUAAUUAACAAUUAGUAGGGAUUAUUUACACCGGGGGAUGGCGAGGACUCUUCCAACAUUUCUGACACUGCGACUGAGAGAUACAACACAUAUCAAAGCGAGGGGUCCUUAUCGAGGACUCCUUGCGCCUAGAUAAGUCAUCACGUCGAGGAAACGAUCGACGCACAAAACGCCAAAGGGUGAUAUAUACAUAUAUAUAUAUAUUGUUAGUGGUUCGAUUGAAAAUUCUCUAUACUCUAUUUUCGAGUACGUUGACACUUUCCUACGUGGACUUUUCCGGGGAAAAGUCGAAGCCGAUGAAGACGCUUCGCCGGGGCGUCUUCGGAAGAUGCGAGUAUUUAUUAACUAUUAUUAUUAGGAGGCUUGCGAUCUUCUGACUCUUUUUUAUCUGGGAGCCUUGAGAUGUCAGGGGUACCUUGAUUGAGUCGUUAUCGAUACCGGAUAUCGAGGAAAUUUUAUUCGAAAUAUUUUACCUCGCACUAGUCACGUCGUGAAUGGCGUCUAACUUCUUUCGUCCAUUGUGAUAUUUUCCAGGGUGGGUUUUGUUUAUAAUUGUAGGAGUUAUUUAAAUUACGUUAAUCACUGCGAGAUGGCGUGACAAAGGCUUGCAUGAAUAAUUUUACAUUCGUUUUACGAGACCCGGUAGACUCGCUCGUUGCUUUUUACAAGUCCCUGGGGCACGAGGGGUGAGAAAUUGCAAACGACGCACAAUGACGCAUUAAGGCGGUGCGAAAGUGGGGCUGAGGGUCCUUGUGAAGCUUUCUUCCAAAUUGGAUCGGCCGAAUCCUUUGAAACUCCACAACGAAAAUGUAGAAACCAUAAGGAAGGUCCUGGCGCCCGUGAAAUUUCAAGUUUUUUCAAAUUUCUUUAUAGACGCUUUGAAAUUUUAUGAAAAAUGAAAUUUUACGGGAGUCGGGACCUUCUUUAUGGCUUCCAUGUUCAGGCUGUAGAGUUUGAAAUGAUUCGGUAGACCCAGUUUGGAGAAAAGUCUCACGAACGUUUGAACCCUCAGGUGGCACUUUCGUACCCCCUUAACGCGCUCCCUAGACCUUCCAAGGGCAAGAAGCGAUUCAUUAAAUUCCCGAUUACUGGAGUUAAUUUUUAAUCCUUCAUUCCGUGGCUCGUGACUGUUAAAACGAGUCCUCGAGGAGAGCGACCUCAUCUUGCACCAGGACACCAUGGGUCCCAGAAAUCGGAACCGCACCUCCUCUCAUUGCCGAACCGGAAGAGCUAUUUUAAUUACGAUUAAGCGGUCGACAAGUCGCUCCCAUAAUUUACCCGAAUCCUCCCGAAAUGCCGGUAUAUUUUUGCAAGGUACUUCCACCCUGGCGAGAAUUAUUAAUCGCCCAUGAAAGUGACACCGUGACUGAUUCCUGGGACCCACGUUUAAGGGGGUACGAAAAUGGCACCUUCGAGAUCAUUCAUGAAACUUCUCCGAACCGAAUAUACCAAAUCGUUUCAAACUUUCCACCGUGAAUACGAAGACUAUAAGGAAGGUCCCAGCCCCCAUGAAAUUUCAUUUUUUA
Orussus abietinus is the source of this 2566-nucleotide messenger RNA. RefSeq names its product prohormone-3 (gene spab). Lineage: Eukaryota; Metazoa; Arthropoda; Insecta; Hymenoptera; Orussidae. The transcript is spliced from 6 exons. The coding region runs from base 221 to 901 and encodes 226 amino acids. The record is from RefSeq and is a predicted model, not a curated record.